Paramecium tetraurelia is the source of this 1080-nucleotide messenger RNA. RefSeq lists its product as uncharacterized. Gene Ontology annotation, cellular component: cytosol. The record is from RefSeq and is a predicted model, not a curated record. NCBI's taxonomy places the organism in Eukaryota, Ciliophora, Oligohymenophorea, Peniculida, Parameciidae. The transcript has 6 exons.
AUGGGAGCUACAUGUUGUGCUGCUAAAUAACUUGGGAAUACCGAGUUAACUAAUGCUGCUCCUGAAGAAUUCAAUCAGCAAGUUGAAACGGAGAAACCUUAAGAAGGCAAUCAUUAAAACGAAGAACUAGAACACGUGAAACUGGUCAAAGACCCUCCUCACGUACCAGUUGAAGAACCAGCGCCAGGGAAUCCCCCAGAUGAUGCCUCAAGAGAAAAACAGAGAUAAAUGAUAUCUAUCCACGGCCCAAACUCUGAGGAUGCAAAACCAUAUGAUAAAGUACCCGUCAUCGAAAAUGAUAUGGUGCGCAAAACUCUAGAAAAACUUGGAGAAUAUCAAUACGAUCCUGAAUCUCUUCAGAAGUAUGUAGAAUGCAUUGAACUAGAACCCUAUUAAUUUGAGAAUGGAGCUAUAUAUGUUGGGCAAUGGAAAAAUCAUCAACGAUGGGGAAAGGGAAAAUAAUACUGGCCUGAUGGGUCCAUUUAUGAAGGAUUUUGGAGUGCUCACACUGCCAAUGGAAAAGGAAGAUUGAUUCAUGCUGAUGGUGAUGCAUAUGACGGUGAUUGGGUAGACGAUAGAGCCUAAGGCUAAGGAACCUACUAUCAUGUUGAUGGAGCCAAGUAUGAAGGAGAUUGGUUGGAAGAUUAAUAACACGGUAAAGGAACUGAAAUGUGGCCAGACGGGGCUUAAUAUAUUGGAAGUUACGUUAAUGGUAAGAAGGACGGAAAAGGAAAAUUUAAAUGGAGUGAUGGAGCAACUUACGAAGGGGAUUUCAGGGAUAAUAACAUUGAAGGAUUUGGAGAGUAUAUUUGGGCUGACGGAAGGAAAUACAAAGGACAAUGGUAAAAUAACAAAAUGCAUGGAAAAGGAGAUUUCAAUUGGCCAGAUGGAAAAUAAUAUAGUGGCGAUUAUGUGGAAGAUAAAAAGGAAGGCUAUGGAAUAUUUAAAUGGUCUGAUGGAAAACAAUAUAAAGGCUAUUGGAAGGAUGGCAAAUAGCAUGGCAAGGGAAUUCUAGUUGACAAAGAUUAAAGAGAAGUUGAAGCUGAAUGGGUUGAAGGAAAAAGAGUCAGACAAGAUUGA